Molecule: messenger RNA, 462 nt
Organism: Staurois parvus
Lineage: Eukaryota; Metazoa; Chordata; Amphibia; Anura; Ranidae
Source: the annotation of a GenBank genome assembly
AUUGGAUCGUCUGGCUGGACAGCGGGCAUCGGGUCACCAGGCAUCAGGCAUUGGAUCGUCUGGCUCGACAGCGGGCAUCGGGUCAGCAGGCUGAAGAGAGGCAUUAGGCUGAAGACAGGCAUCAGGCUGGGUACAGACCUCAGGCUGAAGUGCGGGUGCCGAGGCACCAGGCUGAACCACGGAAGGCAGGUUCUCAGACGGCAGGCUCACCGUUUUGGAUACUGGCAGGAUGGUAUUGGUUGGAAAGAAUUUUCGCUUUUUUCUGGUUUUAACUACUGGAGCACUGCAAGUAAACGCAGGUCUGCAAACGAAUGGAGCAGCUGAGGACAGAGAAGAGCUGGAAGAUGGAACAGAGGAGGGAGCAGUUGCUACAGAGGGCUUCUUUACAGGGUUAAAGGCAGGAUAGGUGCAGCGAGUGGGAACAGGGUACUGACAUGCGGUAGAUAGCAGGGUAUACUGGGC